ACACAGACAGCCUGUUCAAUACCAAUGCUGCCUUUGACUGGGGAUCCUUCCGGAAGCUUGCCCAGGACCUGGUGGAGAGUGGACCCACUACCACACCCACUCUCUUCUCAGUGUGCUUCAGCGAGCCCGGGGUCUAUGUCCUCAGAUUAAACAGCCACCACCACAAACACAUGUAUGUAAAGGUCAUGCCAGCUGGAGGGCAGUGCUACGAUUCCGGACCCUUUUUUCCCGCUACCUCUCAACACCUCACCCGUAUGGGCAUCGCUAGGCAACGACAGCUUCUCCUGCGACCUGAUUGGCUGUUAAUCGGGGGUUUGAUGGUUGGGGCAUGUGUGCUGCUUGGCCUGUGUAUCGCCCUCCUGGUGCUGUUUCGAGAGUACGGCUGGCCAAAGAAGGUUCCGGUGCCAGCUCUGUACCGGAUACAGCAGCUCCGGUACCGGAUGGACGACUACUCCUCUAAAGGGUCCCAGGUCAUCGUGCAGCAGAAGAAGCAUCGCAGCCUCCAGAUCAGCCUGACCCAGGACUCCAUGCACAAAGAUGAGUUCUGGGACUAUGAGGAGCAGGUUGAUCUGGAAGCCUUCAGCACUAGCACCUUCUAUGACAUCCUGCUGAGACACAGCGUGUCUGUCACUGCUCGCCUUGCACAGCUCAGAGGAGAGGUGAAGGAGCUGUACCAGGGCGUUGUGUGCAAGGUGCAGACUCUGCAGCUGGGCUGUGCGGGAGCGGCUACGGAUGGCGGCGUGGGCCACACAGAGCCGUGUGGUGGGCGCGUGCAGCGCGAGCUGGAGCGUGAGGUGGCACGGCGGCGGGCACUGGCCGAGAGGCUGUGCCAGCUGCUGGAGUCCCAGCUGCAGACGCUGCGCCAGGAGCUGCAGUGCCAACGACACACACACAGGACCCUGCGGGCACGAGUCAGGACCAGCCUACGCCUACUGGGGCAGGCCGCCGACAGCCCACAGCCACACAGUGUGCUGCGGUGUGUGUCGACGCUGGCGGACGAGCUGGAGGAGCUGGUGUCGGGGGAGUGCCAGAGGCAGGGUGUGUGGGCGGGGCCUAAGGAGGGCACGGGGGCCCGCCUCUUGUGUCCAGACACAGGCUCCGCCCUCAGCAGGGAUGACAUCAUCGCGUCGGACGGCACCGUGCGGGCGUGCCAUGCCGUGCAGGUGGACUCGGUGACGGGGCUCCUGCUGCCCAACCCUGGUGCCCAGAUGCUGCUGUCCAACGGGCACAGCAUGCCCGUGCCCCCCGACUUCUUCCUGCACCCCCAGACCGGGCGCCUGCUGCCCGCCGCGGGCAACAUCGCUUUUGACCCCCACAGCUCUACACUGGUGUUCACCGCAGACGCCUGCCUGGAGGAUGCUGGGAAGUGGGAGACGCCCCUGUUGCCGUUCGUGCCGUACCCGCCGGCGCGGCCUGGUGAGCGGGUGACGAGGGCGUGCAGUUUGCGGGGGCUGCGUCCGGGGCAGAGGCUGGCGCUGGGGGGCGCCAUGUGCGACCGGGACACGGGGGCGCUGGUGCCCAUCCUGGCGGUGACCAUCCACCCGCUCACGGGGCUGGUGUACCCGCUGGGGGGCGUGCACGCGUGCCCCAUCACCCGCCUGGCACAGCCCAUUCAGCUGGGGGCGCCCAUGCUGGACCCGCGCACCGGCAGCCUGCAGCUCAUCACGGGGGUCAUGCUGGACACUAGCACAGCUGCUGUUCUCCCAGUGGGCGGAGUGGUGCUGGGCGAGUCCUUCAUCGAGCCCCUGAGUGGGCGUCUGGUGCGGGUGGGCGGGGCCAGUGUGCGGGGGGGCAAGCUGGUGCCCCAUGCGGGGGGGUUCCAGGCUCUGCUGGAGGCACAGGCUCUGGGCGCCGGGGCACGCGUGGUGGAACUGCUGCAGGGUGUGUGUGGUGGUGGCGGGGGUCCGCGGGGGCUGCAGCGUGAGGUGGGGCGCGUGCGCGAGGCGGCCGUGCAGCUGGAGCAGGCCUGGAGGACCAGCAUGCACUGCAGCCUGCAGCUCUGCGCCCGCCUGGAGGCCACACACACCUGGGCACGCCGCGUUGCUCACGACGGAGGCAGCGUCGGGGAGAUCCAGCUCUCGGGUUCGGACCGGACCCUGCCAGCGCUGCUGGGCCUGGAGUACCCGGACCCGGGGGGUUCUGGUCUCAGCGUCCCGGUGCUGGGGGCCCAGCUGGACUGGCAGACGGGCCGCAUGGUGGCGCUGGCAGGGACCAUGGAGGAUGCAGAGGGGAAAGGCUUGGUCCCCAUCCGCCUGGGGGCCCAGACGGUGGACCCUGUGACGGGGGCUCUGUCCGCUGUGGUGGGGGCGCGUCUGGACGUGGUCAAGAGGAGCGUGGUGCCAGUGACCGUCUCACACCUCAUGAGUCUCCGUGACAACGCAGACAGCGUACAGCGUGAUACCCUACAGAAGGAGGUGUGUGUGCGUUUGUGCUACUGGAGGCAGCAGAGGCACAAAGAGGAGGAACUACUGGGGGAGUUGGAGGCAUCACUCAGACACCUGCUGUCUGACAACACACACACGGUGCAGUGGGCAGAGUGUGACCAGCAGUUGCGUGAGGUGGUGCAGGAGCUGCAGGAGUCUGCGCAAACAGAGACGCAGAGGAGACACACACACACCAGCGAGCUCACACACCUGCUUCCUACACACAUACUCAACAUCCUCACACAGGGUGAUGAGGAGGAAUGGGAGCAGCAGUGUGUGUGGCAGACUGAGCUGGUGACGGGACUGAACAAGAUCAGUGUGUGUGUGGAGAGGAUGCAGCAGGACCAGGAGGAGGCCAGGGCUCGUCACACACUCCAACUGUCAGGAUUAGAGGGACACAGAGAUGUGUGGGAACAGCUGAGCGGCAGACAAUCCCAGCUGGAGGCAGCCUUCAUCUCUGUUUUGUGUGUGCGGGAGCUCUGCCAGAUACGUGCCGAAGUGGCCCAGGCCAUGUUGUCAGGCUCAUUCUGGUACAGUGACAUGAGCCUGCUCCAGCCCGCUUCUCCUCCCAACCCCCUGAGGGCGCUGUCCCUCACACAGCUCAAAAUCCUGCCCCGUCUGGAGAGACUCCUGCAACACAUCGAGGACACAAACAGCCAGCACGGCUCCGGCCUGUCGGUCAAGCAGACACUUGGGACAGAGAACAGCUCUAGAGAGUGGACCGCCUCUGUAUCUGCAGUCAAAGCCGUGGCCUACUGGUUAGGGCUUCGGGCUUGUAACCGGAGGGUUGCCGGUUUGAUCCACGACCAGUCCACGGCUGAAGUGCCCUUGAGCAAGGCACCUAACCCCUCACUGCUCCCUGAGCGCCGCUGGUUGGGCAGGCAGCUCACUGCUCUGGGAGUCUCGCCUCAGUCCCUGAAGGAGCAGCUUAAGCCCCGUCCAUCAGAGGAGCAAGACGGACCAUUGGUCAAGGAGUCACAGGACAAGAGUCCAACCAAUUACAAUACAGACUUGCUGGCCAUGAGGGGCAGUACUCCAUCAGGUCCCAUCAGUAUUCCUGUGCUGACCGAGGCAGAGUGGGCGCGUGUGCUGGAGCUGUCCCCCCUGUUCCAGCUACUCUGUGGUCUGGAGCAGCAGCUGCGGUGCCGAGCCAAAGAGAUCGGCCUCUUCAGAGGACACGGCACCAAUAGGGGGCGCUCUUAUUUAGACUUCCUGGAUGCUCAGUGGGAGUGCGAGGGGCAGCUUGAGGCUGUUGGGCAAGAGAGUCUAAACACUCGAGAGUUUCUCAUCUACCAGCAUGGCCAUUUCCUGCUGCAAAUGCUACACUCUCAUGGAGUGGUUCCCCUCGUGAAGCUUCAGAUAGCCUCCAAAUUACCCCAUAAUGACUACCUCCAAAAUGCCUUCAGAAACUCCUUCUUCUAUCAGGUGGAGGAGGAGAUGCUGAGUGUGCGUCAGCAGAGGCUGCAGUCGGUGGGCGGUUUCUCUCUGGUGCUCCUGCACUGCCUGGCCCACAUCGCCUGUGGUGACAUGCACUCCGACACCAGCCCUGCCUUCCAGAGGACCUUCUUCAAGGCGCUGCAGCUGUCUCUGGAGCAGUUGUUCCAUGCCAGACUGGGACUGGCCAGCUCAGGGGUAUCUGACCCAGCAGAUAGCUCUCAUCUGGAUGCCCUGAAAGCUACUGAAAGCUCUCAUCCAGAUGCCCUGAAAAUGGCCUCCCUAUUUGGCCAGACCCAGAUGGCCAGCGGGAACGAUCACAUAGAUGAUAAGAUGUCGGGAAUCCUCCAAAGGAACAGACAGGCUGCAGUGUUCCUGCAACUGGAGGGGCUGUUGAAGGGGAAUGGGCCGGGGGCCCCUGAACCCCAGUGAGGUUAAUUGCCUCUGGAGCCACAGCAAGGAGACACAAUCAGCCCUCACCACAUUCCUAAGCACGCACACACACACACACACACACACACACACACACACACACACACACACACACACACACACACACACACACACACACACACACAGCUCUCAGCACAGCCCACACACACUGAUGCACACUCUUUUUUUUUUUUUUCUCUCUCUCCCUAUAAAACACUCUCUCUUUCAAACACACAUGCAUACAGACAUUAAACACACAAACUCACUCUGAUGCCUCCUACACUCUCACUUUUCUAAUCCACUGACUCAUUGCCACAUUCAUUCACUUGCGCUUACUCACCCAGUUUUCCCCCUUUCUUCUGUGCAUCAUACAGUCCCCUGUUGGAACACAUGCUAAAGUUGACUAUUAUAUAAAAUCAUCCUUUGGAAAUUGAUCUAAAUGCCUUAAAUAAAAAAAAAAAGGAAAUAUCCAACCUUUAAGGAUAUCAAUUUUUUUGUGAAUGAAUAAUGUAUCGUAAACAAAUAAAUGUUUUCCUUAAAUACAGGAGUCAUAAGUAUUGUA
This is a messenger RNA of Sardina pilchardus (European sardine), 4851 nucleotides long. RefSeq lists its product as uncharacterized. Bases 171 to 4289 code for a protein of 1372 amino acids. The transcript is spliced from 28 exons. Lineage: Eukaryota; Metazoa; Chordata; Actinopteri; Clupeiformes; Clupeidae. The record is from RefSeq and is a predicted model, not a curated record.